AUGGGUCCCAAGAAGGCUGCUUCUGCAGAGGCCGGGAAGAUGACAAAGGAGAAGAUUACUCUAAAGAUGAAGAAGGAGAUCAUCAGGAAGCACGGCGGAGGCAUGCAAGUGAUAGACCUCGCCAGGGAGUACCGGAGGAAUCCAUCCACCAUCAGUAGCAUCCUUAAGAUGAGGGAGAAGAUCCUUGCAACAGAGGUAGCCAAGGAAGUCACCAGGAUCGUAAAGAACCGGCCAGCUGUUCUGGAGGAGGAGCCAGGAACCUCAGCCAUGCCAGAAGACUUCAAGGCAAGCAGAGGCUGGUUUGAACGCUUCAAUACCAGAUCUGACAACCACAGUGUGGUCAGGCAUGGAGAGGCUGCUUCUGCGCCUGCACCAGAGUCAACAGUGAUGGGCCUUGAGGUCCCAGUGACCACAGAGUCAACAGUGAUGGGCCUCAAGGUCACAAAGGAGGACAUCUGUGAACUGGUGGAGGGACACGACUGGGAGCUGGCCACCCAGGAGCUGGUCAAACUGCAGGCAGAGGCUACGGAGGAGCAGGCCUCUUUGGAAGAGGAAGAAGAGUCAGUGAAUUUAUUGGACUCGCGAUCCGUAAUGGGGGAUCUUGGAUGGAUUGCGUAUCCAAAGAAUGGGUGGGAAGAAAUUGGUGAAGUGGAUGAAAAUUAUGCACCAAUCCACACUUACCAAGUGUGCAGAGUGAUGGAACAGAGUCAGAACAACUGGCUCCUCACAAGCUGGAUAUCUAACCGAGGGGCUUCUCGGAUCUUCAUUGAACUGAAAUUUACUCUUAGGGACUGUAACAGCCUUCCUGGAGGUCUCGGGACUUGCAAAGAGACAUUUAAUAUGUAUUAUUUUGAAACUGAUGAUGAAGACGGGAGGAAUGUGAAAGAAAACCAGUACAUCAAAAUCGAUACCAUCGCUGCAGAUGAGAGUUUUACAGAAUUAGACCUGGGAGACAGAGUUAUGAAGCUGAACACAGAAGUCAGAGAUGUUGGGCCUCUGACCAAAAAGGGAUUUUAUCUAGCAUUCCAGGAUGUGGGAGCCUGCAUUGCACUGGUGUCUGUGCGUGUGUAUUACAAGAAGUGCCCUGAAGUCAUUCGAAACUUAGCCAUUUUUCCCGAUACCAUAACUGGAGCAGAUUCUUCACAACUGCUGGAAGUCUUGGGGUCAUGUGUGAACCAUUCAGUGACUGAUGAACCACCAAGGAUGCACUGCAGUGCAGAAGGGGAGUGGCUGGUGCCGAUUGGAAAAUGCAUGUGCAAGGCGGGGUAUGAAGAGAAGAACAACACCUGCCAGG
Pogona vitticeps (central bearded dragon) is the source of this 1294-nucleotide messenger RNA. Lineage: Eukaryota; Metazoa; Chordata; Lepidosauria; Squamata; Agamidae. The record is from RefSeq and is a predicted model, not a curated record.